UUGCUGGCAGAUGUUAAUGAGGUGGUACCGCUGGGAGCGCCAACGAGCACUGGGGAUGCGGAAGAUGAUGAUGGCGGGCAGUGGCAUUUACAUGACUAUGUUGUGGAGGUAAUGGGCUCCGAAUGCUUGCAUUUCAUGCGUGUUGACACGCUGCUUAGAGAGGGUGAUGAAGUUGUGAUUCGUCCUCUAGAUCAUGAAGAUAUAUCAGCCAGAGUAGCAACUGGAAGACGACAGGUGACCGAUGACGGGACAUAUCUAAUUGAUGGCGUUCCCUGGGGGAAAUCACGCCUGGAGCUAAAACGGACAACCGUGUCUCGACCUUCUAUAACAAUACCCCCCAGGAAUAAGAGACGGCGACUUGAAGGCCCAGACCGGGGUCUCGGUGAAGUGACAGACCCUUCUUCUCUUCUCAAUGAACCGACUGUAGUCAUUGAAGACGUUAAUCAUCGAAAAAAUGACGCCCAGAAGUCGGAGAAAGAACCUGCUAUGGCGCAAGAUAAUGCGGUCAUUGAGGAGACGCAGGAAUCGAAUGCUGUAGUUGAAGGAGACGAAGAAGACCCAACUUCUGCCACUGGUGGUGUACCUGUCCCUUCGCAGACAGCUGCGGUAGAGGAGAGCGUAUUAACCACUCCUCCCACCGUUAAACGACAUAAAACAACACAUGUCGCUUCGGAGGGAGCUCGGUUACCGGACCACGAAGAAGAAAAUCAAUCGGAAGAUUCAUCAAGCAAAUAUUCAUCGGAAGACGAGACUUUGAGCUCUAGUGAGGAUGAGUCUAGUGAUGACAGUUCAGAUUCAGGUUCGGAGUCAGACUCUGAUUCCAGCUCUGAAUCGGAAUCCGAUUCUAAUUCGGAUUCAAGCUCGGACACAACUUCUAGCUCUAGUUCGUCAAGUAGCUCGAGCUCCGAUUCAGACUCGGAUUCAUCUUCUGGUCUUAGUUCUGUCCCAAAAUUGCCCACUUCUAAAAAGAAAGGCACACUACCCAAAUCGGAAUCUUCCAAGCAGAAGAAUAAUGUUGCGAAAGGAAAAGUCAACCCCCCGGGUCAUGGCACUUUACGCACGAAACAUGGCAAUUUGAGAACAAAGUGGCGUAGAAGAUUGAUCCGGCUGAAGAUUGCUGGUAUCCUGGAUAAAGAUGCUAAUUUCGAAGACAUGCGAGCCUGGGAGAACGGACAAGGAGGCUCUGAGGCUGUAAAUGCUUUGCUUGAGGCUAAAGAACAAUCAGAAUUCGAAAGAAAGAGAGAGCAGCUACUACGUGAUAUAGAUGAGGGUGGAAUUGAAGUACCGUCCCCCUCAGAGAAGAGAAGGAAACAUAAGGAGACCCCAUCAUCUGUCGAGGUAGACUGUCUUGCAACCUCUACACCAGCCAAGGAUAAAGCUUCUCCUGUUCCGGAUGGCCCGGUUUCCGUUCCCGCAAGGCAGUCGAAGUUAGAUAUUGACAGCACGCGGCGUCUUUUAUUUGGAUCUUUAGGCGUUAAGACACCAAAAACGAAGGAAGACGAAGAGAAAACCCGGGCUAAACUUGCACAGAAGAGUAGCCUAACCCCAAAAGCUACACCAAAGGAGCCUGAGUGUGUUACAUUUGAGACUUCAGAAGAAGUACUCCAGCCAAUUCAGAAUUGGCAAGCCAAGAUUACACUCAAGGCCACCGAAUGCUUUUAUGAUGGCGUUAAAUUAUCUACACCUCCAUUCCCCUUCGUGCAGAGAUGGGAUUCCAACGCCCAAGCUGUCAUUCAGGAGCUACGCGCAAGCCAGGCUCCCCAAAGCAAGAAAAAGAAAAAGAACAAACGGAAACGGCAAUCCCAAUCCAACGGUGAGAACGAGAAGGAAUACCCGGAUGAACCCGGCCAGAACGAGAACCAUUCAAACGAAGAUAUUACACUUGACUACGGGGAUGAGACCGGUGGCCUAAGCAUGGAUGUAUCCCUCGUUGCAGAGACACAACCAAAGGCGAAGUCUCAGAGUGAUAAGAGAACGUCCAGCCCCGAAAAUCAAGGCCUCAUGGAGUGUAGAGCUGGAGACCUGCCUCCUCUACCUAAAGAUAUGUCAACACUGCCCAAUGCGGAUAAAACCAAUCUAUUGCCAGGUGCGAUUUUUGCAUUUAAACAGCUAGACGUUUCCAAGGCUACGAAUUGGCAGCCCCAAGUGUCUUCCUACCGCACUGCAAUUGUGGAAAACGUGAACUCUGCCAACACAAUCACUUUCCGUCUUGCCCAACGCGAUCGAGAUGUAGUAGAAAGUGAUGAUGCCGAUGAAGGUCAACCACGAAGUUAUACAAAGUUCGAAAUGCCUGGUUUCGAUGACGUCGAGGAAGAAGACGAUGGGCUGCGGGAACUUGAGAUCCAAAACCUCAUUGAUGCAAAACUCAUCAGUGCUGCUCCUCGUGUAUCUGCAAGUAAAAUACAGGAGCAACUUGCAGAUAUAGAAGAGGAAUUGGUGAGACUCCAAGAGGAGCAAGUGCUGGAGAAUCUGGCAGGUGAAUCGAUAAAUCUCGCCAGUGAGGUGUCGGAGACGCAAAAUGUUCGCAUUACUGAGAAUGCGCCAAACCUUAACUCUUCACAGCCAGAGGAUAUCCAAGUUUCUUCUCCUAGCCGCCGGGAAAUAUCACAGCUCAUUAAAGAUGCUGGAUUUAGGUCUUCUGUGAAUUCUGAGCUGGCUGUCCCUGACAGGGUAGAAGUCGUGGAAGACAGUUGUCCCAAUUUGGAACAUAAGCGGCAAGAUGACAGCGAGGGAACUGUUUGCGAUCAAAGUCCCAAGGACCAAACUGUUGUGCAAAGAAGCGUUGCGCUUCCUCGAGAUGCCGAGAAACAAGAUGCAGCAGGGCCGCGUGAAGAUAGCCCAGUUGUUGAAUCACCUAAAUUCACUGGCUUUGAUUAUGACUCGCCUCCAAAGGGAGCAACAGAAGAAACCCCGGCGGAACCAGGACCACGUAAAUCUCCAACUCCUCCCGUGAAUUCAACGGUUCCAGAAACAGCAAAACCGUCACCUUUAUCGGCUCUAGAGGAUUGGAUAUCUGCGCAAGGCUCCACCCACGGUAGUGAGAAGGGAAAGAAUCCAGAGCCGCCGAACAAUCCGGAUGAAACCGAUGACGAUGACGACAGUGGUGAUAGCAACCCAAACUCACUCGUGCCCAAUCCAUUCUAUGAAAUAGACAAUCUCUCUGAGAAUGAUCCAACCCCGUCAUUGGAAGAACUGCUUGCAGAAGCUACUCCGUGCCCGCCAGUUUCAUUAAAGCCACCGCCAGCUGCCCACAAGCCUGCUGGGCCGUCCUCACCUUUACCAACGGCCAAUCCGUCCGUAAACACGCAGGACUCGGCUGCAAAAUCAACUUCACCCCCAUCACACGAAGACGAAUUACUGUUGCAGGGUGGGCAGGAUGCUGCAGAGAAUAAUGAGCCUUCUGCGUCCCAGAUACCAGAUGGUUCUAUAGUAGUAGACUUGACAUUGUCAAGUGAUCCUGGGGCAGGUGGUGAUGAUGAUUACGUCGAUGAAGGUGAUGAUGGCUUUGAGGAAGAUUCAUCACUUUUCCAUGGGCCUGGGGUAAAGCCCGAAGUUCAGCAUCACAAGGGAGUCAAAGAGGUGGUCGACGGCCGAGAUUAG
This is a messenger RNA of Trichophyton verrucosum HKI 0517, 3600 nucleotides long. RefSeq lists its product as uncharacterized. The record is from RefSeq and is a predicted model, not a curated record. The transcript has 4 exons. NCBI's taxonomy places the organism in Eukaryota, Fungi, Ascomycota, Eurotiomycetes, Onygenales, Arthrodermataceae.